AUGAGUCCCUGGCAGCCCCUGAUCCUGGCACUCCUGGCUCUAGGCUGCAGCUCUGCUGCCCCUUACCAGCACCAGCCUACUUUUGUGGUCUUCCCCAGAGAUCUGAGGACCAACAACCUCACCGACACACAGCUGGCACAGGAAUACCUGUACCGCUAUGGCUACAGUCGGGCAGCCGAGAUGCAGGGAGACAAGCUGAGCCUGCGGCCCGCUUUGUUGCUGCUUCAGAAGCAGCUGUCCCUGCCCCAGACUGGUGAACUGGACAGCAAGACACUAGAGGCCAUUCGUGCACCACGCUGUGGUGUCCCAGACUUGGGCAAAUUCCAAACCUUCGAGGGUGACCUCAAGUGGCACCACCAUAACAUCACAUACUGGAUUCAAAACUACUCGGAAGACCUGCCGCGAGACGUGAUCGAUGACGCCUUCGCGCGCGCCUUCGCCGUGUGGAGCGCGGUGACACCGCUCACGUUCACCCGCGUGUACGGCCUCGAGGCAGACAUUGUCAUUCAGUUUGGUGUCGCGGAGCACGGAGACGGGUAUCCCUUUGACGGCAAGGACGGUCUUCUGGCACACGCCUUUCCCCCUGGCCCGGGCAUUCAGGGAGAUGCCCACUUCGACGAUGAAGAGUUGUGGUCGCUGGGCAAGGGCGUCGUGGUUCCCACCUACUUUGGAAACGCAAAUGGUGCCCCGUGUCACUUUCCCUUCACCUUCGAGGGACGCUCCUACUUGGCCUGCACCACAGAUGGCCGCACCGAUGGCGUGCCUUGGUGUAGUACUACAGCCGACUAUGACACCGACCGCAAGUUCGGUUUCUGCCCCAGUGAGAGACUCUACACGGAACACGGCAAUGGGGAUGGCAAACCCUGCGUGUUUCCAUUCAUCUUUGAGGGCCGCUCCUACUCUGCCUGCACCACUGAAGGUCGCUCGGAUGGUUACCGCUGGUGCGCCACCACAGCCAACUACGACCAGGAUAAGCUGUAUGGCUUCUGCCCUACCCGAGCCGACGCGACUGUGGUUGGGGGCAACUCGGCAGGCGAGCUGUGCGUCUUCCCCUUCGUCUUCCUGGGCAAGGAGUACUCCACCUGUACCAGCGAGGGCCGCAGCGACGGGCGCCUCUGGUGCGCUACCACCUCGAGCUUCGACACUGACAAGAAGUGGGGUUUCUGCCCAGACCAAGGGUACAGCCUGUUCCUGGUGGCAGCGCAUGAGUUCGGCCAUGCGCUGGGCUUAGAUCAUUCUACAGUGCCAGAAGCGCUCAUGUACCCCAUGUACCGCUUCCUUGAGGGCUCCCCUCUGCAUGAAGACGACGUGAAAGGCAUCCAGCAUCUGUAUGGUCCUGGCCCUAAGCCUGACCCAAGGCCGCCAGCUACCACCACAGCUGAACCACAGCCGACAGUUCCUCCCACUCUGUGCCCCACAGUACCUCCCACCGCCUACCCUACACAGAGUCCCACCGUCGGCCCUACCGGCCCCCCUGCAGCUGGCCCUACAGACCCCCCUACAGCUGGCCCUACAGACCCCCCUACAGCUGGCCCUACAGGCCCCCCUGCAGCUGGCCCUACAGACCCCCCUACAGCUGGCCCUUCUGAGGCCACGACAGUGUCUUUGAGCCCGGUAGACAAUCCUUGCACUGUGGAUAUUUUCGACGCUAUUGCUGAGAUCCAGGGCUCUUUGUAUUUCUUCAAGGACGGUCGGUACUGGAAGUUCCUGAAUCGCAGAGGAAGCCCAUUGCAGGGCCCCUUUCUUAUUGCCCACACGUGGCCAGCUCUGCCUGCGAAGCUGGACUCAGCCUUUGAGGAUCCGCUGUCCAAGAAGAUUUUCUUCUUUUCUGGGCGCCAAGUGUGGGUGUACACAGGCGAGUCGGUGCUGGGCCCCAGGCGUCUGGAUAAGCUGGGUCUGGGCUCAGGGGUAACCCAGGUCACCGGACUCCUCCCGCGUCACAGCGGGAAGGCUCUGCUGUUCAGCAGGGAGCGUGUGUGGAGGUUCGACUUGAAGACGCAGAGGGUGGAUCCCCAGAGUGUCACUCGCCUGGAUAAGAUGUUCCCUGGGGUGCCCUGGAACUCACACGACAUCUUCCAGUACCAAGACAAAGCCUACUUCUGCCACGACCAGUUCUUCUGGCGCGUGAGUUUCCGAGAGGAGGUGAACCAAGUGGACCAGGUGGGCUAUGUGACCUACGACCUCCUGCAUUGCCCCGAGAACUAGGGCUCCUCCUCCUCCUCCUCCUCCUCCUCC
Molecule: messenger RNA, 2235 nt
Organism: Peromyscus eremicus (cactus mouse)
Lineage: Eukaryota; Metazoa; Chordata; Mammalia; Rodentia; Cricetidae
Gene: Mmp9
Product: matrix metallopeptidase 9
Exons: 13
Coding region: 1-2205 (734 amino acids)
Biological process (GO): proteolysis; collagen catabolic process; extracellular matrix organization
Cellular component (GO): extracellular matrix
Molecular function (GO): metalloendopeptidase activity; zinc ion binding
Source: RefSeq, a predicted model, not a curated record